Messenger RNA from Papilio machaon (common yellow swallowtail), 1563 nucleotides. Its product is annotated as juvenile hormone esterase-like. The transcript has 4 exons. The coding region runs from base 37 to 1350 and encodes 437 amino acids. The record is from RefSeq and is a predicted model, not a curated record. NCBI's taxonomy places the organism in Eukaryota, Metazoa, Arthropoda, Insecta, Lepidoptera, Papilionidae.
UACCUAAAUUCAUUAAUAAUUGUUAGCUUAAUCUCUAUGACUCAUCAAAAUGUGAUAACAACAGCACAAGGGUUACUACGCGGCGUUUCUAAAGAUGGAUACAUUUCUUACAUCGGCAUACCGUACGCUUCCUCUAAUGGAACUGGGAGAUUUAAGAGGGCUGGAAUAGCACCAUUUUGGUCAGGAAUCAGAGAAGCAAACGAUCCACAUUGUACUGCUAGUUCUUCAGUCGAUAAGUGUUUACAACUAGAUGUAUUUAUACCAACAACCCCAAACGAACAACCUUGGCCUGUCUUAGUAUGGGUUAAAGGUGGUAAUGGUUUUUACCAUCCAGGUCAAUUAGUGCGAAGAGGGAUUAUACUGGUCACAGUACGACACCGAAUGGGCCCACUUGGUUUUUUAUGUACAAACGAAGAACAAAUACCUGGUAACGCUGGAGUUAAAGACGUGGUACUUGCACUUCGUUGGGUUAAAGAUAAUAUUGUAGCGUUUAGCGGCAAUCCAGACAAUGUAAUCCUUGCGGGAGAAAGUUUCGGAGCAGCGAUUGUGGAGACUAUAAUGCUCUCAAGAAUGUCUCAAGGUCUCUUUCAUGGAGCUGUCAUGCAGAGCGGAACUGUUUUAAGUCCAUGGGCAUUCAAUUACGACCCAAAAUCUCGAGUAAAAGCUUUAAUGACAGCCUACGAUAGUAAAGAAUUUCCAGGGACUUUGCUAGAAACAAGUGCAGAAGACUUAGUUGAGAAAUCUAAAGAUUUAGAUAUGCCAUACUUUCCAUUUGGUAUUUGUGUAGAAAAAUCAUUUAAGAAAGAAGAAAGGCUAUUAGCUGAACUGCCUUACGAUUUGUUAUCUGAUGGAAAGGUGGUCGAUGUUCCACUGAUCAUAGGGUACAAUAACAAUGAAGGAUACAUAUUUGCUAAUAUGCUAAAACUCGCAAAUGUUAUAAGAAGAAUCACGACAGACAUGACGUUCCUAUUACCAAUGGAACUUGAAGAUAUGGGUGCAAGGGAAUUAAAUCAUACUCGGGAUAGAAUAAAAGACAUUUAUUUCAAGAAUGGAAACUUUAGUCUUGCUUCUGUAAUUGAGUAUCAUAGCGACGCAUAUUUCAUUAAUCACAUACAUCGAAGCGCUAGAUUGCAUUCUUCAUCAUCACACUAUCCCGUCUACUACUAUCAAUUUUCCCACUCUGGAGAUACUGGAGUUGAACCAGAAAAUGGUAUUGAUAAAGUAGGAGCAGCGCAUUCCGACGAAUUGGCUUUCUUAUUCUCAGAAAAUGGACGGACUCUUAGUGGGGAUGACGGAAAGGUGCAAGAAAAAUUAGUUACUCUGUGGACGAACUUCGUGAAGCAUUUGUGAGUGUAAUAUUUGAAAUUAGCUGUUCGAAAGGACGCAUUAACGAUUGUUAUGUUGACUGUAGAUUCAGUAAUGGUUUUGUAGAAAGUUUAAUUUUUCUCGGUUUGAAGGACGGAACUUUAAAAAAAUAGAUGCAAGGAUUAUGAAUAUAGAUGUGGUGUAUUUUGUUUUCUUAGGAAUCCCACGCCAGACAAAAGCGAUUCUACGCGAUGGGAA